UUAUUUAUUACCUGUGUUUAGUAUGUAACCGUGAAAUAAACCAGUGGAUUCUUAAAUGGACACAAAUAAUUCUUGGAUUAUGUGUCUGAAUUUUUGCUGCACAACAUUCUGAUGUUUAAUCAUUUAAGUUUGAAGGGGGGAGGAAAAUGUAGUACUUUCAGAUGUAGGUUGUCUAUUCUAAGGUAUGCAUUGUAUUCAUCUGUGUAAAGGAUGUAGAUGAAGGUAGUCAUGUAGUUGCUUUGAGUUUUUCUGCUGAAGUGUAUGCUGUGAAAUGUUUGGUUAGGAACAGUAGAAUAGUUUAGAUUGAGAUUGCCUUGUAAUGUGAUUUUUUUAUUAUUUUGCAUAGCCUUGUGGUCACUGUCAGAUACACUCAACUUUGAUAUGUCAAAUUUUCACAUUUUGAUAGGUUCUGUUUUUCUUCCAGUCUUCAGUUCCUACAGUGGGAAGCAUCAUUAGCCUUUAGCAUGUGAUAUUUUGCUAGUAAUGGACCUAAAUACUUUGUCUUGUAUCAUUCUAAAGUGCUUAACAUACAUUAAGAUCAACCAGAUGCUAAGAAAGUUGCUCCUCAAAAUGACUCUUUUGGAACACAGUUACCACCGAUGCAUCAGCAACAAAGCAGGUCUGUAAUGACAGAAGAAUACAAAGUUCCAGAUGGAAUGGUUGGAUUUAUAAUUGGCAGAGGUGGUGAACAGAUUUCACGCAUACAACAAGAAUCUGGAUGCAAAAUACAGAUAGCUCCUGACAGUGGUGGCCUUCCAGAAAGGUCUUGUAUGCUAACUGGAACACCUGAAUCUGUCCAAUCAGCAAAACGAUUAUUGGACCAGAUUGUUGAAAAAGGAAGACCAGCCCCUGGCUUCCACCAUGGUGAUGGACCAGGAAAUGCAGUUCAAGAAAUCAUGAUUCCAGCUAGCAAGGCAGGAUUAGUUAUUGGAAAGGGGGGAGAAACUAUUAAACAACUUCAGGAGCGGGCUGGAGUUAAAAUGGUUAUGAUUCAAGAUGGACCUCAGAACACUGGUGCUGACAAACCUCUUAGGAUUACAGGAGACCCAUACAAAGUACAGCAAGCCAAGGAAAUGGUAUUAGAGUUAAUCCGUGAUCAAGGUGGUUUCAGAGAAGUUCGAAAUGAGUAUGGGUCAAGAAUAGGAGGAAAUGAAGGGAUAGAUGUCCCCAUUCCAAGAUUUGCUGUUGGCAUUGUAAUAGGAAGAAAUGGAGAGAUGAUUAAAAAAAUACAAAAUGAUGCUGGUGUUCGAAUUCAGUUUAAGCCAGAUGAUGGAACAACACCUGAUAGAAUAGCACAAAUAACAGGACCUCCAGACCGAUGUCAGCAUGCUGCAGAAAUUAUUACAGACCUUCUUCGAAGUGUUCAGGCUGGUAAUCCUGGUGGACCUGGACCUGGUGGUCGUGGAAGAGGUAGAGGUCAAGGCAACUGGAACAUGGGACCACCUGGUGGACUACAGGAAUUUAAUUUCAUUGUACCAACUGGGAAAACUGGAUUAAUAAUAGGAAAAGGAGGUGAAACCAUAAAAAGCAUAAGCCAACAGUCUGGUGCAAGAAUAGAACUUCAGAGAAAUCCUCCACCUAAUGCAGAUCCUAAUAUGAAAUUAUUUACAAUUCGUGGCACUCCACAGCAAAUAGACUAUGCGCGGCAACUUAUAGAAGAAAAGAUUGGUGGUCCAGUAAAUCCUUUAGGGCCACCUGUACCCCAUGGGCCCCAUGGUGUCCCAGGCCCCCAUGGACCUCCUGGGCCUCCAGGGCCUGGAACUCCAAUGGGACCAUACAACCCUGCACCUUAUAAUCCAGGACCACCCGGUCCUGCUCCUCAUGGUCCUCCAGCUCCUUAUGCUCCCCAGGGGUGGGGAAAUGCAUAUCCACACUGGCAGCAACAGGCCCCUCCUGAUCCAGCUAAGGCAGGAACGGAUCCAAAUUCAGCAGCUUGGGCUGCCUAUUAUGCUCACUAUUAUCAACAGCAAGCACAGCCACCACCUGCAGCUCCUGCUGGUGCACCAACUACAACCCAAACCAAUGGACAAGGUAACUAUGGAGAUCAGCAGAAUCCAGCUCCAGCUGGACAGGUUGAUUAUACCAAGGCUUGGGAAGAGUAUUACAAGAAAAUGGGUCAACAAGGGCAGACACAAGAUUAUUCAAAAGCUUGGGAGGAAUAUUACAAGAAGCAAGGUCAAGCAGUUCCUGCUCCUACUGGUGCUCCACCAGGUGGUCAGCCAGAUUAUAGUGCAGCCUGGGCUGAGUACUAUAGACAACAAGCAGCCUACUAUGCCCAGACAAGUCCCCAGGGAAUGCCACAGCAUCCUCCAGCACCUCAGUGCCUUCCCAGACCUUCCACCUUAGGUUCUGCUGCAAAAAGCAACAGUGCUGAAGAUGCUGCAAGCACCAAAUCAUAGCUCAUAAAAUCAGGUCCUGAGAUAGUUACCCAUAAAGAGGAAUCCUUUGAGUGUAUGCCAUUGGUGAGCCGAUGAGCAUGGACCAUAGAAGGGCUCAAUGUAGAAGGUAAAAUUGGCAAAUCAUAAUUGAAAAAUAUGAAAUGUAUUCCCAUACAUAAUAUGGUAUAGGGUGUAAUGUACCUGCUUUUGAUCACUUUUCAUUUUAAAGUGCUAUUCGCUUGAUCUUAAAUGUUCCAUGAACUGUUAAAUUUUGUAAGUUGUGUAGUUACUGCACCACAUUUAUGUGUGUGUAUGUAUUGUUUUAAUAGAUGAUAGGUAUGUUAAGAAUGGUAAUAUAAAGGAGCUCUUUGAAACUAAAGAGCCUGUCAAGUUUUGGUUAGUCGUAGUAUGCAUUUUUAUAAAAUAUAGAUGAAUGCUAAUAGAUUUUGGGGCAUUGUUUCUAUCUCGAGAGUUUUUUUUAAUUCAUUACCAUAAGCCUUCACUGAUACUGCAUUUUUUUAAAAUGGCGCUAAUCUUAACCAUGAAAUAAAUGGAAAGCAGAAAAGGUGAGCCAGUUGACUUGAAUGCAAUGGAUGUUAGGAGUGGUAGAAACAAUGUUUAGAUUGAAAUUUAACUGAUUUAUUUUAUUUAGCACUUAAAAAAAACUUGACAAUGUGUUUCGUUUUUUAAAAGAUAUUUUAGUGUGGUGAAACGUAGAAUUCUUAUGGUUUCAUGUUUCUUUUAGAAAUGAAAAGUAUACUUUUACUUAAUUAAUGAAAAUGGUUUUAAUACUAAAACUAGAGAUUUAAUACUAGUUGUUUAUAAACAUUAUAAAAUAUUUCCUUAGCCAAGCACCUUGGUAGUUAAUUCAUAAGGGUGGGUUUGGGUAGGAGUAGCAGAGUACCUUAAGAGGGAAAUAGGAAUAUAUGCAGAAGUGAUAACAUUUGUUUGAAUACUCUGCCAGGAGAACCAGCUCUACCUGGAAACAUCUGUUGUCUAGAAUAAGGAUGUAGAAAUGAUCAAUGAGGAUGUCUUUUUGUUUUCUGAAAAUUCUGCCUCAUUUUAAAAUGUAUUUUAACAAUACCUAAAGAUAAUUUUGACUCUGAAAAUAACCUUAUUUUUUGUUUAGUCACUUGAGUUUUCUUGCCACAGUAUAAAUUUCUGAGGGAUUUUUUAAACUGGUGCUUUUAAGAAGCAAAUCCCAAGGUUUUAUUUUCUUCAAUGAUAGCCCUAUAGAAACUCUUAAAUGUAUUUGCGCAUAUAUAUAUAUAUUUUUUCUUAUGCAUGCUCGAUGCAUUUUCGUCCUGAGAAAAGUGUUCUCUACAGAAACUACCCGUGUGUAAAAAGAAGAUUGGCUUAAAAUGGCUACUGUGAUGGGAACAGUGUCUUAGGGAGAUGCAGCUUGGACUUGAGGUAAAUUGAAUACUUUACAAACUGUGGUUUAGAGUUUGUUUUAAUGACAUUGUAUGUAAAAGGGCACAUGAUUGCUGUAAUUUUGUAUUGAUUAUGGUUUCCUCAAUAAAAAAAUAAAUGUACAUUGAUCAAUAUUA
Molecule: messenger RNA, 3928 nt
Organism: Lontra canadensis (Northern American river otter)
Lineage: Eukaryota; Metazoa; Chordata; Mammalia; Carnivora; Mustelidae
Gene: FUBP1
Product: far upstream element binding protein 1
Exons: 21
Coding region: 600-2399 (599 amino acids)
Biological process (GO): regulation of DNA-templated transcription
Cellular component (GO): cytoplasm; nucleus
Molecular function (GO): mRNA binding
Source: RefSeq, a predicted model, not a curated record